AUGGAUUUCUGUCACUUCACUUUUCUCUAUGGGGCUCUUGUGUUUGCGUGGGGAAUCCCCAGUUUCCAGACUCUGGCUAUUUUUCCCCCAUUAGCCCCGAAGAGCAGCAAGGUGGCGAAGCUCUUUGAUGGGCAAGAGGCGUCCAAGUAUUUCAAGGAGUUUUACGCGCCACCUUCAAUCAUUAAAUCAGCGUCUAAAGAAUUAAUUGAGCCUCAUGACUACAUGCUGUCUAUUUACAAAACCUUCUCCACGGCGGAGAAACUGGGACUCAACGCCAGCUUUUUUCGCUCCUCUAAAGCUGCAAACACAAUUGCAAGUUUUGUGGAUAAUGGGCAAGAUGACCUCCCACUCUCCCCUCUGAGGAGACAGCGGUAUCUGUUCGACGUCUCAACCCUCUCCCAAAAAGCGGAGGUGCUGGGAGCCGAGCUCAGGAUAUACACCAAAGUGUCUGGGAAUUUCAGGAUAUCGGAAACAGAACCCGUCGACAUCCAGCUCCUCUCCUGCCACGACCAGCAGCUGCUCGACUCCAAGACACUGGACCUCCAGGAUUCUCACAGGCCAAAGUGGGAGGUGUUGGACGUGUGGGAAAUAUUCAAAGAGCGGCAACACCUGAGCCAAGGGAAGCUCUUCUGCCUGGAGCUCAGGGCCAUGCUGGACAACCCUGAGAGGGAGCUGGACCUGCACCUUUUGGGCUUGCACAGACACAGCAGGCCCCAGCAGAAGAAAGCCAUUUUAGUGAUCUUCACCAGGUCCAAGAAGAGGCAGACCCUCUUCAGUGAGAGGAGGGAGGGGAGAGCAUUACUGGGGGUUGGGAGGAAAGCCAAGGAGAGGGGCCCUGGCACCAAAGCCAGCCGGAGAAGGAGGACGGCUGCGUCCAAAACUCGCCACGGGAAGAGGCACGGCAAAAAGUCCAAAUCCAGGUGCAGCAAGAAGCCGCUGCACGUGAAUUUCAGGGAUCUGGGCUGGGAUGACUGGAUCAUCGCCCCGCUGGAUUACGAGGCGUACCACUGCGAGGGUGUGUGUGACUUCCCCCUUCGCUCCCACUUGGAGCCCACCAACCACGCCAUCAUCCAGACUCUGAUGAAUUCAAUGAACCCCAGCAACAUGCCACCCAGCUGCUGUGCCCCGUCCAAACUCAGCCCCAUCAGCAUCCUCUACAUUGACUCAGGAAACAAUGUGGUCUAUAAACAGUAUGAGGACAUGGUGGUGGAGUCUUGUGGCUGUCGGUAG
This is a messenger RNA of Scomber japonicus (chub mackerel), 1230 nucleotides long. RefSeq names its product growth differentiation factor 6b (gene gdf6b). The record is from RefSeq and is a predicted model, not a curated record. Gene Ontology annotation, biological process: SMAD protein signal transduction; BMP signaling pathway. The transcript has 2 exons. Gene Ontology annotation, molecular function: growth factor activity; cytokine activity. Gene Ontology annotation, cellular component: extracellular region. The coding region runs from base 1 to 1230 and encodes 409 amino acids. Lineage: Eukaryota; Metazoa; Chordata; Actinopteri; Scombriformes; Scombridae.